Chaetomium globosum CBS 148.51 is the source of this 3342-nucleotide messenger RNA. RefSeq lists its product as uncharacterized. The transcript has 6 exons. NCBI's taxonomy places the organism in Eukaryota, Fungi, Ascomycota, Sordariomycetes, Sordariales, Chaetomiaceae. The coding region runs from base 1 to 3342 and encodes 1113 amino acids. The record is from RefSeq and is a predicted model, not a curated record.
AUGCCUCUGCCACGGAGCCCCGAUGUCUCCAGCUCGACGCUGGGGUGGUCAGGGUCACACGCACCCGCUCACCAUCCACUCGCCCCCCCUCCGCUCAGGGAGGUUGAGAGGUAUGGGAAGAGAUCGCUGCCGCCGGUACCGCUCCAGAGAGAUCCCAGGGUGUCUGCUUUCAGCAAGGAAGUGGACGAGGCCCUGGCCACUCCUGCGCCUGUGGUCAGUCCUGCCGAGGGUAGUAUUUAUCUCAUGUUUUGUGGUGACCCUACGGAUAACGGGCAGGCUGAAACUACCUCCAACACAGACAAAAUCGCAGAGAAGCACCAGAAGAAAGAGGGACUGAAGGUCAACACCGCGGGCGUUCCAGGAGCCGAGUCCGAGCUGCUCAGAUCCCCGCAGCCACAACACAAGCUGUCAAUCUCCAAAAUACAAAAGAUAUCGGGCGUUCAUGCGCCGACCUAUCGGGAGACAACUCCGACGGGGCACGACUCUGCAAAGAAGAUCCAGAGGGUCACAGGUAUUGGGGUCCUUUCGGAGACUAUCCAACAGCAGAAGCGAAUCCGAGAAGAGCACAAAAUCCAGUUACAUGGUGAAGAGGUGUCUCCCUUGAGCAACAACGGCAGCGACUAUGGGUCGGAGGAACCCAAGACGGCCGUCUCCGAGUUGGACGGCGAUGCGGAGGGGCACGGGAAGGGUUAUUUCUCGGGGUCGAGCUGGGGUUAUUUUGGCUCCGGCCAUCCCUACCGGCGUAGCACUGGAUCGACUGGCCUCCCAAGCCCGCUGCGUCUCAUAAGACCUUCAAGACCGAGCCGUAGCCCGGAAAAGGAACUGCCAGAACCCGCCAGAUACGGUGGAUAUUUACCACGGCCCGCUCUUUCGCCCUGGUUAGAGAGUGAACGGAUGAGCCCCGGAUGGAACACGCCCAGCGGCAAGUUCAGCCCGGAUCUUUACCACGAAACGAUAAAGGAAGUGGCAGAAGCAGGUACAAACUCACCCGAGGGAGAAAAUAGAAGCAGACGAGCAGAGCUUGCUGCUCAGCGGUUUCUCCAAGCAGACGGCACAGGCAGCGCCGGUAACCAUGGCAGUCCCAACCCCAAACCGCUUCCCCCUCUGCCACAUCAGCGGCGUCACCCUCACCAGCUGGGUCAUUUCCCAGACGCCCGCCCUACAGGCAGUUCCGAACGUAUCCAACCCGUGUGGCGGCCCUACAAUACCCAACAAGAGCUUCCCCGCGCACUCCCUAGCAAAUUCGACUUUGACUCCGACUCCGACUCGGACAGCAAACCAAACACCAUCGGCACCUCCGACACAGGCGGCUCCAUCCCAGCCUCCAUCACCAGCGACAUCAGCGACGGCAACCGCCACCGGCGCCCCCGCCAUCACCAUCACCAUCGCAGCAGCGGCAUCAUGGCCAAAGUCUUCCAUCGCACCUCCGCCACCUCCAUGACCACCGCACCAGGCAGCCCACCCCCCGUGCCAACCAACACCCCGCAACAACCCACCUUCCCCCAGGACACCCACCCCCACCACCACACCACCACCCAGGACGGAAUCCACCACUCCAACAACUCGCGCCCAAACCCAAACCCAAAUCCCACCCCCCAACCACUCCCCACAUCCACCUCCCAACCCCAGCCCGUAUCCACAUCCACAUCCUCCAACACAAACACCCGCGCCCUCAAACCAAAAUCCUCGCUCACCUCCCUCGCCGCACGGACGAACAACCUGGUCGGUGCCGCCGCCGAUUUCAUCCUGGCCAAGACGGCGGAGGAGAGGCGGCGGCAGCGGUUGAAGAACUAUAUAAGUGUUUUUGGGGUAUGGGGGGACAGGUUUUGUGUGGUGGGUGAUGGUGACUCGGAGAAUUCUUUUUUGAGAGUCGCGGUGUGUGGUGGUGGUGGUGGUGGUGGUGGGUUGGGUAACGGUAGUGGAGAGGGGGGUGGGGGGUUUAGGAGCCGGUUGGCGUCGGCGCCGGCUGUCCCUUCUGCUUCUUCUAUGCCCUCGGCGGCUGUGCUGGGUGUGGGUGGGAGGGGGAGGGCUGAUCGGGCUUCGGAGAAAUCCAAGGUUCUCUCAUAUCAUCCCCAACCCCUGACUUAUACAUACCAUACCGUACUGUAUCCCAAACGUCGGAUAUUACCGGCUCUGGUGUUACCAGAUACAGCAUGUACUUUACUUCACGGCUUCGGGCUGCUACCACCCCAACGUACCCCACAGCCCGGCCGAGGUUCCGGCGAGUGCCCCGCAUCCUGUACCCCAACUACUCCGUGCAGCCCUGUGACUUCCUUCCACAACCGGCCUUUGUUGGGUUUCCGAACGGGUAACUGCACUAAACCCCCAACCCGUGACCCAAACCACAGCAGCGCAUGCGCCCAAGACGAUGAGCACACCUCUCCCCACCGAGGAGCAACUGCCAGUGCCAGUGCAAGUCGGUUCGCCAGAACACCAAGAAGAAGUUCAGACGAUCAUCCAGAGUGUCCAAGACGCUCCGGCCUCCGACACCGCUCUUCCGCUGCCAGCCGAAUUAGACGGAGAAGCCGCCGAACCAAAUUGCCCGCCGCGAAGCCUGGGAAAGAGAUCGGCCUCCCGCUCGACGACAACAAGCUUCCCGCGCCCUUCCGCAUCGAACACCUCUGCUACCUGCCCAUGAACCUCGCGCGCACCGAGCUGUCGAGGGAUCCCUCAUCCCGCGCCUCGACGCCCAAGGAAGUAGCAGCGGUCUUCUCGGCCCCCUUCCACAACUUCCUGCGCGAGACCGACGAGGAGCCACGGCAGGAAACAACCAGCACCCGAAACACCGCCCGCCGGCCACCGGCCGCCGCUUGCCACCGGGGGAACUGGUUACGAGGGCAGCUGACGCCGUGGCACGACUCGCAGUGGCGCAUUCACUUCUUCUACGUCCCGUCACCGACCAGACGUGGGUCAAGCCGCGCGUGCGCGAGGGCGGGCUGGCGGCGCUGUCGAAGGGUGAGGGGGAUGGGGAGGGUGAUGAGCAGCAUGGUCCCUGGUGGUGGUGAUGGUGGUGGUGCUGGUGGUGGGGUGGGGGGUGGAGAUGGAAAGAAGAAGAAGAAAGGAGGCGAGCUAGAGCGGUACAAGGUGUGGGGCAUGACGGCGCGCAUGCUGGUGGACGCGGCGACGGUGGCGUAUGAUGAGAAGCCCGAGUUUGAGCAUAACCGGCACUUUGGGGAUGAGGGCAUCAUUGAGACGCUGGCGCGCAUGGGCCGGAUGGGGGAGAAGAAGAGGGCGGGGAGUGUGGUGUCGGCGGAGGACUGGAAGAGGGCGAGGGAGGCGGAGAAGGAGGCGAAGAGGAGGGAGGAGGAGGAGAAGGAGAAGGGUGAACCGAGUAAAAUGUAG